AUGUACCGCCAAAUACUUGUCCAUCCCGAAGACACUACAUACCAAAGAAUUUUAUUCCGUAGAUCGGGGGAUAGCAAUAUUGAAGACUGUGAGCUUAAGACCGUUACCUUUGGAGUUAACUGCGCGCCUUAUUUAGCUAUUCGUACACUCUUACAAUUGGCAGAUGACGUGCAACAAACUUUUCCUCUCGCUUCUGCUAUCCUUAAAAAUGAAUUUUAUGUUGACGAUGCUCUGUCCGGAGCCCAUGACAUUGCAACUGCUUUAGAGGCACAACGUCAACUCUCUGAAGCUUUAAGUUCAGCUGGAUUUUCUUUACGGAAAUGGACAUCAAACUGCGCAGAUUUGAUUAAGCGUAUUCCUGCUUCAGAUCGUUAUGAUCAAGAUUUUCUUAAAUUAGAAGAUAGAAGCAUUUCUAAAACACUUGGAAUCAAGUGGAAUGCGAAGUCCGAUUCUUUUCAUUUCUCCUUCCAAGCAUUGAAGGAAGAUUAUCUUUUAACCAAAAGAGCAGUUCUCUCGAUAAUUUCGAGACUUUUUGAUCCCGCAGGAUGGUUAGCUCCCAUAAUCAUCACUGCGAAAAUCAUAAUGCAGCAAAUUUGGCGUGACGGGACGUCCUGGGACACACCCCUUGUGCCCCUAACGUGUCACCGCUGGAAAGUCUUCUUCGCUAAUCUUCCUGAGAUAAGCAAUAUUCAAGUACCUCGAUGGAUAGAUUACAAACCAGCAAUUCCAAUCCAAAUUCAUGGAUUUUCUGACGCCUCCGAGCAAGCUUAUUCAGCAGCCUUUUACAUACGAGUCCAGCAAAGCGAAAACAGUUGGUCUUGUCAUCUUUUAUGCUGCAAAAGCAAAGUUGCUCCAGUAAAACAGUUGGCUCUGCCAAGGCUUGAACUAUGUGGGGCCGUCUUAUUAUCUAACCUUUAUAAAAAGGCUAUAACUGAACUUUCCUGUUCACAACAUGAAUUAUUUUUAUGGACAGAUAGCUCUAUUGUAUUGUCAUGGCUAAACAAACCACCAUAUACAUGGAAAACCUUUGUUGGCAAUAGAGUUUCACAAAUUCAAACAAAUACUCCCAACGCAAAAUGGAACCACGUUCGAUCAGUGGAUAAUCCAGCUGACCUACCAACACGCGGCUUAUCUCCCAAGGAACUUCAGUCGAGUAACUUAUGGUGGCAUGGACCAUCAUGGCUCUGUCAAUCUUCAUAUGAGUGGCCUAAAUCUGAACUAAACCACAUUGAAGACAUUAAUCUUGAAGAAAGACCUUUGAAAUCAUACCAAACAUCCUUAAAACCGAAUGUCGAUAACAUCGUAGAAAGAUUUUCGUCUUGGCCAAAGACCUUACGUGUAGUUUGUUACAUACUUAGAUUUUUUCAAAGAACCCAUGGCCCUCUGAGAAAAAACUUUUCGUACUCAUCUCUAAUAAUAAACCAAGAUGAAAUAACUAAUGCUAGAAAUCGACUUAUUCGCUUAACUCAAUCGAUUUAUUUUCACGAAGAAUAUCAAGCUCUUUCAAAAGGUGAACUUAUCCCACGGAAAAGUUCCUUAGCUUCUCUUAAUCCCAUGAUAGAUCAAAACCAAAUAAUGCGUUCCAAUAGCAGACUAACAUCAUCCACUCUUUCUUUUAACGAGAAGUAUCCAAUUAUCUUACCUUAUCAAGCAAAAAUAUCACUGCUACUUGUUGAAUUUGUGCAUGAUAUAUCACUUCACGGUGGAAAUCAACUAGUGGUGCGCUUGAUAAGAUGUGAGUUUUGGAUACCAAAAAUUAAAAAUCUGGUGAAAAAACAUAUUAAGUCCUGUAAAGAAUGCAUUAUCCACAAAAAACAAACGCAAAGCCAGAUUAUGGCUGCACUACCCCUUGAAAGAACCCAAAUCUCAUCACCUUUUACUGUCACGGGCUUGGAUUUUGCAGGCCCCUUUUUAAUAAAAAGUUUUGCUGGACGAAACUAUCGAACCACGAAAGGGUAUGUCUGUCUCUUCGUAUGCUUUGCUACCAAAGCAAUACAUCUGGAAGCUACAAGUGACUUGACGUCCCAAGCAUUUUUAGCGGCCUUGAAUAGAUUCAUUGCGCGACGAGGUAUGCCUAAGACGAUAUAUUCAGAUAAUGGAACAAACUUAGUGGGAGCCAGUAAAAUUCUGGCAAACGAUUUUAAGAAAUUCAUUACUUCUCUUUCUCCAGAAGUUUCACGGCAAUAUAAAAAUAGAAAUCUUGAAUGGAAAUUCAUUCCCCCCGGUGCACCUCAUAUGGGGGGUUUAUGGGAGGCUGGGGUAAAAAGCUUCAAGCUUCACUUUAGGAAAGUUGCGGGUACUAAUAAGCUUACUUUUGAAGAGUUUUCGACUCUUCUUACCAGAAUUGAAGCUUGCUUAAACUCCAGGCCCAUCUCCUCCAUAUCAGAAAAUGCAACCGACAUUCCUCCAUUAACUCCAGGUCAUUUCCUCAGAGGAGGACCUCUAUUAACUCCUCUAGAACCUGCUUCAGAUGAAAGCUCCCUAAGCUGUGUUAAACGAUGGGAAAAGGUUCAAGUUUUGCAUCAACAAUUCUGUCAACGAUGGAAAAACGAAUAUUUAAAGGAAAUGAACAAAAGAUAUAAGUGGAAAUUUCCCAACAGAAAUAUAGCAAUCGAUGAUCUAGUUGUCAUAAGAGAUGAAAAUCUUCCCCCAAAUGAAUGGCGUUUAGGUCGAGUAGUUAAGGUCCAUCAGGGAUCAGAUAGUCGAGUACGUGUCGUGGAUAUAAGAACUCAGAAUGGAGUUAUAACCCGUCCAAUAGUGAAACUUUCGAAUUUUCAAGCGACAGAGCGACGUCGCUUAGCAAUCAAAUUUGUUUUAAUUUUUCAGUCGAUCGCUGAGCGACGUAAAAAAAAGAUGUCUACAAUAAACAUUGAAAGUUUAAUUUCAGCUGUCCAAAGCCGCCCAAUGCUAUGGCAGGACACCCACAAAGAUCACAAAAAUAAAAAUGUCACCGAUAAAGAGUGGGAAAAAGUUGGACAAAUUUGUAAUUGUUCUGGAGCCAAUGUAAAACUAAAGUGGAAAAACCUAAAAGACACUUUUCGAAGGGUUCUUCGAAAAGCUCCACGUCCAGUAUCGGGAUCCGAAGCUCCACCAACAAAACCGAAAUGGCCAUUUUUUGAAAUGAUGGCCUUUACGAGGCAACAAGAGGAUAGUGAUGACCUUCAAUUUUUCAAAAGUCUUUUGCCAUUUAUGGCACAAUUUAACAAUUUUGAAAAACUUGAGAUAAGAACUGACAUUCAAAAUAUUAUAUUGGAUAAACUGAAGAAUACAAAUAAAGAUUAAAAAAAUUAAAAAAAA
Molecule: messenger RNA, 3297 nt
Organism: Eupeodes corollae
Lineage: Eukaryota; Metazoa; Arthropoda; Insecta; Diptera; Syrphidae
Biological process (GO): DNA integration
Molecular function (GO): DNA binding
Source: RefSeq, a predicted model, not a curated record